GUAUAAAGUCUUCAGCAAUUUAUCCGGUACAAAUUCGACGGCAAAAGAUGGCGCGCAUUUGUCAAGUUUGGGACAUUUUCUUGGCGAUAGUUUGUGUGCAGUGUUUUCACCGUGGCGCUUCCAAUCAAGUUACAGCACCGAUUGUAGGCCUAGCAGCUACCAGUACCGCAGUAAUAGAGGAAUUGAUCGAUGAGACAAACAGCCAACAGAACGCCCCUGAGAAGGGACCGAGCCAGGUUGACAGCAGCAACGUGACAGAAGCCAUGCAAGAAUCAGUUAAUGCGCAGGAAAUAAGCAGUACCAAUGAUGGCGAACAGUCGGAACUGGCCGAGAAAGAAAACAUCGAACUGUAUCCCACAGAGGCGGCUCGCAACCCGGAGAUAGCAAACACUGGGGUCCAGGUGGGAAAUGGGGAGACACGCGUGUGUCCUCAAGGUUGGUUGACAAGCGUUCUGUGGAUCAUACAGAUGGGGGUAUCUAUGGGUUCACCGUAUAUCUCUACCGUUGUCACAGGAUAAAACCCCAGCAUUUGAACACCAAUUCCUGGAGAGAAAUGUUGGUAUUGCUGUAGUUAAUUAUGAUACCGUCAGUUCUAUUUUAAGUUCUAUUGAGUGUUGUUUACAUUGACAAGUAUCGCUCGAUAACAAGCGAAGCGUUUAAAUCACAUUUCAGGCCGUCACCCGGUAAAACAAUAUCCACGUCAAAUUCCCCAAAAUCAGCUUCAGCAUGAAACCUAAUCCAGUUGGCGAGUCUUACUCUUGAUCAUUGACACUACACUGAAACCACUGACCGCGAAAAUGAUCUAAAUUAUAUCCUUGUUUUCAAUGAGCGAUUUUGUCAAUUUAGAUAAAAGCGCUAAUAAAAGGAAAAGAAGUUCCGGUUGUAGAAAGUUAACAAUGAGAAUAUUGCCAUAAUACGCCUACGUAUACCUAAAAGAGUAAACUAGAAAGUCAUUGGUAUUGUGCCUCAAGUAACAUCAGCCGUUUAUCAUUGUGUUUCGUUUGUCACCUUGCGUUGUAAGAGUAGUUGUAAUUACGAGGGUGCGUGUUGAUCCGAGGUAGAGAAUAUAACUGUCUGCAUGCGCAUGUCCAAACGGGAUCGUGAAUAGUCAGUAGGCUACUAACAUACGCGUA
Molecule: messenger RNA, 1133 nt
Organism: Liolophura sinensis
Lineage: Eukaryota; Metazoa; Mollusca; Polyplacophora; Chitonida; Chitonidae
Exons: 4
Coding region: 48-518 (156 amino acids)
Source: RefSeq, a predicted model, not a curated record